AUGUCCAACUCCAAAUCCAAACACAUCGUCUUCGACGUCGUCGGAACCUGCGUCUCCUUCGACGCCUUCUUCUCCAAAAUCGACACCACAAUCGGACCCCUCCUCCGCUCCCACUCCAUCACCCCCCAAUUCUUCGGCUACUCCUGGAUGACCGCCUCCGAGCUAGAAUUCACCUUCCUCUCCCUCUCAGAACGCUACAAGCCCUACAAAGGCAUCCUGGGCGCCGUCUUCUACCGCACGCUCUCUUUCGCUGGGAUCCCCAACGCGCGGGCACUCAUCAGUGAAGAACAACGCGAUGCUUGUAUUCAGAGUUACUCUGAGCUGACUCUCCGGGACGGCGUGAAAGAGUGUUUUGAGACGCUUAGAAAGGGGGGAUUCACAGUCUGGCUCCUGACGACGGCGGACAUCCCGCGGGUGCAGGGGUAUUUUGAGAAGGGCGGGAUGGAGAUGCCAAAAGAGAAUUUCAUUAGUUGUGAUAGUAUUGGGGUUGCGAAGCCGGCGUUGGAUGCGUAUCGGCCGGCGCUGGCGAGGUUUGCGGACGGCGAUGAGAAGUGGUUUGCUGCGGCGCAUAUGUGGGAUGUGAGUGCGGCUGUCAAGGUGGGGUUCCGGGGCGCGUAUUGUACGGUUUAUGAGAAGGAUGCUUGUGAGGAGAUUUUUGAUGAGAGGAUGGAUGUUGUUGCUGAUGGGUUGGUGGAGAUGGCGGAGAAGAUUGUUGGGUUGGCGGCUUGA
Hymenoscyphus albidus is the source of this 729-nucleotide messenger RNA. The record is from the annotation of a GenBank genome assembly. NCBI's taxonomy places the organism in Eukaryota, Fungi, Ascomycota, Leotiomycetes, Helotiales, Helotiaceae.